Molecule: messenger RNA, 1846 nt
Organism: Nerophis ophidion (straightnose pipefish)
Lineage: Eukaryota; Metazoa; Chordata; Actinopteri; Syngnathiformes; Syngnathidae
Product: mucin-17
Exons: 12
Coding region: 1-1410 (469 amino acids)
Source: RefSeq, a predicted model, not a curated record
AUGCCCACGGAUUCAACUGAAUCCAACACAUCACCAGAAACAUCCACCACUGUGGGAACAAUGCAGACUACCAACAAUGAUCAGUCCACUGCAACAUCCAGUUCUUCUACAGAGACUGAGGUUUCUGCAACUUUGCCUCCAAAGACCACUGGAUUCACAGAGACUUCAGCUGAGUAUAGGACAGACACAGCAGUAACCAAUCUGGAAACAACCCAAGCCUCUCUAACCAGCACCGAACCAUUGACAACAGUAAUCCGCAGCACGCCAUAUGUUACACAAGCUACGUCUACAAGUGAUUCUCCAAGUACUCCCGAGUGCAAAGAAGGGGACUGUCAGUGUCAAGCAGGCGAGUGCAAGUACAGCGUAGAGCUUGGCAGAUGUCACUGCCUUUGCCCUGACAACAUUUAUGGAGAGACGUGCUCCUUCGGACAAAACAACACAACUCCUGAUAUUGAUACUGGUGCCAUACCUACGCGAAAAGCAGAUAUUACUUUGGAAAUCAAGAUCAGCUUCCUGGACGCUUAUAAUAAUUUGUCAUCUCCAGAGUCACUAGAUUUCAUCACCAAAUUACAAAAGAAGCUUGAACCCCUAUGCAACCAAGCGGAACCUGAAGCCUUUAAAAAAGUACGAGUCGUCAAGUUAUCACCAGGAAGUACUCCUGCAGCAAGGCGAGAAAGGGGCCUCUACCAGGACACCAAAGAUCAGUCCGCCAACGCCCUAAUCAAGAAGAUCAAGUUUCUGCUGAAGAAGUCCAACGCCAAAGUUGAAGUCGUGGCUCCGUCACCGAGUAGCGUGGCCGCGACAAGCCGAGCGGAGUACUCGUAUCCGAACAACCAAACCCAAAUCGAAUGGCUCAACACUCACCUCGACGACAACUUGGCCCAAAUCCUGAAGGAGAACAUCAGCCUGGUCUCUCAGGCCUUCAGCAACGCAAGCGUGCAGUUCAAAGAAGUCGUCUCCACGCCAGUCGAGAUCAACAACAUCACAGACUUGCAGCCUUUUAUCAACUGCUCAAUGUUUGUGAAUUACACCGCUGAAGUGGUGGGAGAUCAGUGGCAGUGUGUUGGACCGUGCAAGAGGUGGCCCGACUCCUGCAGUGUACACGGGGAAUGUCUUAAUGAUGUUUACAAAGGAGCCGUUUGCAGGUGCUACGAGUCCAGCAUCAAGCAGUACUACGGCCAGCAAUGCCAGCUCUACCGAUGGGGUCCUGGCUUCUAUGGAGCUUUGUUUGGAUCCAUAGCAGUGUUCCUGCUGCUCCUCACCACCGUCCUCGCUGUAUUCCUGCUCAAAAAGAGACACAUGUACCUCUGGAAGAGAAAUCGCUUUAGCGGUUUCUUGGAUUUUGAAGAAGAUUUCUUUGACUUCACAGACACAGGAAUAACUGGGACUUACACUCCUGAAAAUUUUUAGCAACACCAACAAGAUGUUGAUUCCCACUCAUACUGGAGAGGUCAACAAGAGGCUGUGAAGCGUUAAACAUCACCUCCACCUGAAGUUGCAAUGUUUGUACAUGAGAGUUCUUUAUUUAUGUCGGAUGUGUGUUUGCGUCACAUUAAAAUUUCAAUUGUUGAUUUUAUUUGUAUUUUUUUGUUGUUAUUUAUCAAUGCAGAUAUUUUAAACAGCAAUGAAAGGAAAUCGUUCCGUCGUUCUGUUAAAUAAUGCUAAUUGUUUUUUGUUGUUGUUUUUUUGUAAAUAAAAUCCAGUCAAAAAAAAUUAUUGGUGUUCAUAACAAUAUGUGGCCGCCAGAGGGCAGACUAUGUAAAUAAACGUGGCCUCUGCACAACAGUGUUAAUAUAAAGUGGCCAAAACACAUUGCUAAAAAAAAGGAGGAAUGACCUUGUUUCAU